Messenger RNA from Blepharisma stoltei, 1740 nucleotides. Lineage: Eukaryota; Ciliophora; Heterotrichea; Heterotrichida; Blepharismidae. The record is from the annotation of a GenBank genome assembly.
AUGUCCUCCAUAGACAACUUUACAUUCAAGGGCGAAACUGGCAAAACUCUUAUAAAGUCUCCUGGAUCAAUCCAAGGGCAAGUUUUCAACCUCAUGCAGCUUGAAGGAUGUACAAUCUACUUACUAGACCACUCUGAUGCAGUUUAUGUUGAUGAAUGCCGUAAUUGCACAAUUUUUAUCGGUCCUGUCCAGGGCUCUUGUUUCCUUCGCAACUGCAAUACCUCCACUUUUUCAAUUGCUUGCAAUCAAAUUCGUACCCGUGACUGCACUGAACUGACAAUUUUUCUCUAUUCCCAAGCUGACCCUCAUAUAGAAAAAUCAUUCGGCAUUAAAUUUGCUCCUUAUAAUUUCUCAUACCCUUUCCAAGAUAAGCACUUUCAAGCAGCAAAACUAAACCCAGACGCUAAUAAAUGAAGCGUGGUCUAUGAUCACAAUUCCAGUGAAGGUGAAGGACAUUUUGAAUAUUUACCUCCUAAUCAGUUCGUUGAAGAAUCCAAAGAGAUUUCCGGUUUUCCACCUCCAGUCAAUCCAGUCCAGAGAAGUGUGAUGUAUGGAGGAAACAUCAGAGAAGAUAUAAUCCCACCUAGGGCUGCCAAAAAUAUUCCGGUGCAUGCUCUUUUGAUAGGAAGGUUAAAAUAUGCCUUCUAAAAAUUGAUCCAAAAUUUUUUUCUUCUACUCCCUCUGUAAGCAAACAAAACCAUUAAAAAAACUCACUAUUUUUUGGGUAAACCUACCCUCCUUCGGAAAAUAAAAUUUUAAAUAUAAACAUUAUUAUAAUGAAAUAUCUAGCUAAUUCUGUUUAAUUUUAAAUACUCAUUUUAAAACAUAAAUUUUGAAUAUUAAAUUAAUUUUUUAUUUUUGAAAAAAAAAAUAAUUUAUAUAAAGCCAGCGUCACUAACUAUAUAAUUUUUUUAAAAAGAAAAAUUAACUCACAUCCAUGAGAAAAAAUACAAAUCGCUCACCAAGAGGAGGAUUAAGGCAUUUGAUAAAAAUUUAAAGUUUUUUCCUAAUGUCUCACUAUAAAAAAUUUCAGCCAAAUUUGAGAAAGCCUCACACUAUCAACACUUCCCGAUCAAAUUUUUGUCGCCAAAUAUUCAGAGUCCUAUGCCUGUGAGAAGAGACUUACCACCUCCAGCUAUCGCAAAUCCUACAGAUAACCAAAAUUUGUCAGCGCAGGAAGAUAGAAGAUAUGUCCCUUUUAAUUCACCUAAGAUGGGAGAAGUGUCUCAGGUUGAAGCAAAAAUUCAAAACCAAGUACAAUUAAAUGCUAAUAUUUCUCAAAAUGAAGAUUUAGGCAUUAUACAAGUUCUAACAUAUAACUACAGGCAAGGCCAAGGAUUUGAAUAUGAUUAUACAGGAGUGACAAGUUUUCCAAAUGAAAUUAUUAGGGGAACAUUAGAAUCUCUGGAUGUGAUUGUGAAGCCGUUUAAUGAGAGCUUGAACUUGCUUUUCUUGUGCUCCAUGCUCGUUGUUAUUGGCUUUUUUGUGCUGUUUUUACAAUUUUUUAUAUUGAGGAUGACAUCAGAAUGGAGAAAAGAAGCUUGGGCUAUAGUUAUUGUGUUUAUUUGUAUCAGUUUUAUUGUGCUUCAGGUAAUUAUUUUCUUAAAAAAAAGAAAUCUUUCAAAGGAUGGAGAAAUUAAGGUGUUGGAGUUUGUAACGCAGGAGAACAGUAAAUCCUAUGAACAGAGAAAAGCUACAUUAAAUGCAACGCUAAAUAUGGUGAGAAUUGAGAUUAAGUAA